UUAUUUCUUUUCGUUAUAUUUUCAAUAUUAUAUUGAGGCAGUGGCUUUCUGUUUACUAUUUUGGUCUUUUUUUUCGGUGUUCGGUCCUUUUUUUCUCUGCCAAUUUUAUUCUUUUCUCAGGUGAUCACCUUGUCCUCUUGAAAAUCUUACCAAAUUGACGGAAAUCAACACUAUCAUGGAUAAAGGUAACUCAGAUAAGGAAGACAAGCAAACGGUUCUCGCGACUCCAGGCCAAGGAUCUGAUCGACCUGUACCCAUUCAAUAUUCCAAUUCAAAAGUUAUUGGUAAUGGCUCUUUCGGGGUGGUAUAUUCUGCUAAGCUCGAUUCUGGUGAAAUGAUUGCCAUAAAGAAAGUGUUGCAAGACAAGAGGUUCAAAAAUAGAGAGCUUCAAAUUAUGCGUAGACUGGACCAUUGUAAUGUCGUUAAAUUAAAAUACUUCUUUUAUACAUCUGGGGAAAAGGUAAAGAAAGACGAAAUUUUUUUAAACUUGGUUUUAGAAUAUAUCCCCGAGACGGUUUAUCGAGUUGCAAGGCAUCACAGCAAACAGAAAAUACCAAUUAACAUGUCACUCAUAAAACUGUACAUGUAUCAACUAUUCAGAAGCUUAGCAUACAUCCAUUCUUUAGGAAUUUGUCAUCGCGAUAUUAAACCACAAAACCUGCUUUUGCACCCAGAAACUGCGGUACUUAAGCUCUGUGAUUUUGGAAGUGCAAAACAUCUUGUCGUUGGUGAACCAAAUGUUUCUUACAUUUGCUCUCGUUAUUAUCGAGCCCCGGAGUUGAUAUUCGGUGCUACUGAUUACACAACCAUGAUAGACGUGUGGUCCGCAGGCUGUGUAUUGGCCGAAUUGAUUCUUGGACAACCCAUUUUCCCUGGUGAUUCUGGUGUUGAUCAGCUUGUUGAGAUAAUCAAAGUUCUUGGUACACCAACGAAAGAGCAAAUAAAGGAAAUGAAUCGCAACUACACAGAGUUCAGAUUCCCUCAAAUUAAAGCUCAUCCUUGGCAAAAGGUAUUUAUAAAGGUUUUUAGAGUUCGAACACCCCCCGAAGCAAUUGAUCUAGUUUCUAAACUACUAGAAUACACACCAUCACAACGGAUUACGCCUUUACAAGCUUGUGCUCAUCACUUUUUUGAUGAAAUACGAGGACCCAAUUUCGAACCACAAACUAAAUCUGGUGAAUUACCUCCACUUUUCAAUUUUACUGAACAUGAAUUGAAGAUUCAGCCUGCGCUGAACACAAAACUCAUACCUCCCCAUGUACGAGGCUCUGGUGGUUUACCAGUGUCAACUUCUGGUUCAACAAUGUCGACAUCAUCAAGUAAUGCGGACAUAACACCAACCGACUCAACCAGUGUUUCAACCGUGAUGACAAACAUACCCACCAGUACAAGCUCUCAAGACCUAAAUCCAAGUGGUGAUGCUUCCUCUAAAUCAUCAUAAUCAUCAUGAACACACACACACACACAUUAAUACAUACAUUAAAAAACCACACACAACAUAAACUAAAACACCAUCAUUACCACUAUCACCUCCAAAAUUUCAUCAUCCUUCAUCGUCUCAUCUGUUUCAUCCUAUCGUCAUCAUUUGUCAUCAACAUUGUUAUCAACAACCAAAAUAUAUACAAGGAAUCAAGAUAUAAAAUUCCCAUAUUGGUAAUAACGCUUUUGGGUGCCAACGAGUAAUUAAAAUAAUAAUGAUCCGAAAAAGUAUGAUAAAUGAAGAUGAAAAUGCCUUUGCCGAGCAUUUUAGUCUUUCUAAUUUUCUUUUCUCUCUCUUCUUUCUUUUCAUCACUUUCUUUUUCUUUUUUCCUCUCUCUCCCUCUCUUUCUCUCUUUCUCUCUAUCUCUCUGUUGCGUUACAUUGGAAUGAAACAAAAAAAAUAACAAAAAACAAUGAAAAUAUUAACGGCUUGACGAAGAUAAUUAUAACUUAAUUAAAAGAAAGCAGAGGAACAGCCGAGAUGCUUCUGUAGAUAAAUAUACAUACACCAUAUAUGAUAUUAUACUUAUAACACUCACUAAAAAACUAAAACACACACACACUUGAUGCUGAUUGCAUAUUAUUACUUUAUAAAUACACGUUGAAUCGGAAGACACGAAUGUUGACUGAUUAUUAUGGAUAAAAUACUUUGAAGUAUAUUCAUCACAUUAAAAUUGUCAUCAUCAUCUCACACUGA
Molecule: messenger RNA, 2176 nt
Organism: Panonychus citri (citrus red mite)
Lineage: Eukaryota; Metazoa; Arthropoda; Arachnida; Trombidiformes; Tetranychidae
Product: glycogen synthase kinase-3 beta-like
Exons: 7
Coding region: 176-1441 (421 amino acids)
Biological process (GO): protein phosphorylation; negative regulation of canonical Wnt signaling pathway; signal transduction
Cellular component (GO): cytoplasm; nucleus; axon
Molecular function (GO): protein serine/threonine kinase activity; ATP binding
Source: RefSeq, a predicted model, not a curated record